Molecule: messenger RNA, 5131 nt
Organism: Nerophis ophidion (straightnose pipefish)
Lineage: Eukaryota; Metazoa; Chordata; Actinopteri; Syngnathiformes; Syngnathidae
Product: transducin-like enhancer protein 1
Exons: 31
Coding region: 564-4460 (1298 amino acids)
Biological process (GO): negative regulation of canonical Wnt signaling pathway; regulation of DNA-templated transcription
Cellular component (GO): transcription regulator complex; nucleus
Molecular function (GO): protein binding; transcription corepressor activity
Source: RefSeq, a predicted model, not a curated record
UGUUGAAGCCAACAGGCACAAUAUAUUACAGUCUAGGGUUUGCUGCUGAAAAGCCCGCUGGAUCCUUCCCUGACCUGCUGUUCUUUCCUGCUUUUUCUCUCUUUUUUUGUCACUCACUCGCAUUUGAUAUUAAAAGCACAAAACAAAGCUUGCACAGCUUUCCGCUCCCUCCUCUCCCGCAGCAGCAGAGAAGAAGACUAUCCAUCUGUGUGUUUAUGUUUCUGUCAUUGGAUGACCGGGUGAAGGGGCACCGGGAGAUGUGACGGGCGCAGAGAAGAAGAAUGGGCGUGGGGCAGCCUGGAUGGGAUUCUGUCAUCUCACUAUGUUUGGACCUUGACUGAUCACAGGAGAAGACGUCUCAUGACACUCUCGGAUAAACAAGCAUCGGAUUGAAAUUUUCAAGAAGACCAAAAAGGAACCUGCCUUUUUUUUUCUUUCUUUCUUUCUUUUUCAGAGAAGAAGUGGACUUUCUGUUUGUGUAACCAGUGGAGGGUCGAGGAGUGGAGGGCCAGGGGACUAACCUGGCCAUCAAACGGACUGGAAGCCUCUCCUCUCCUGGGAUCAUGUACCCUCAGGGCAGGCAUCCGGUCCCCUUGCAACCUGGCCAGUCUUUCAAGUUCACCGUCCUGGAAACUCUGGACCGGAUCAAGGAGGAGUUCCAGUUCCUCCAGGCCCAGUAUCACAGCCUGAAGCUGGAGUGUGAGAAGCUGGCCAGCGAGAAGACGGAGAUGCAGCGGCACUACAUCAUGUACUACGAAAUGUCCUACGGUCUCAACAUCGAGAUGCACAAGCAGGCAGAGAUCGUCAAGCGUCUCAGUGCCAUCUGCGCUCAGAUCAUCCCUUUCCUCUCUCAAGAGCACCAGCAACAGGUGGUCCAAGCAGUGGAGCGGGCCAAGCAGGUGACCAUGGCAGAACUGAACGCCAUCAUCGGGCAGCAGCAGCUCCAGCACCUGUCCCACCACGCCCCGGGCAUCCCCCUCACGCCGCACCCGUCUGGCUUGUCUCUGGGUGCGGGCGGCUCUGGCCUUCUGGCGCUAACGGGUGCGUUGGGGAUGUCGGCGCACCUGGCCUCCAAAGACGAGCGAAACCACCUGGACCCUGAACAUCUCAGAGAGGGAGCGCCCAGCAGGAGUAAGUCAGUGUCGUCAACAGACAGUCAGCCCCCCGAAGAGCGCCAGGGGCCCUCAGGUGGCUACGCCUCCUCGCAGGGCGGAGCCGAGGCCAAGAGACGACGCUGUGACGACAAAGAGGCCCUCCCACCGCACUCUUACGACAGCGAUGGAGAUAAAAGUGAGGACAAUCUGGUGGUGGAUGUAUCCAAUGAGGAGCCAAACUCUCCGGCAGGAACCCCGCCUCAUGGGAACGGUUUGGACCGCACUCCUGCCUUAAGGAAGGAGGCCCCGGGCUCUUCGGGCCCAGCAGAGGCGCCCUCCACCCCAAACCCCUGUAGCCCCGCCCCAGGGAAGGCCAAAGAUCCCAUACAGAUGGAUAAGUCCCAGUCGCCAUUGUCCAAGUCCAGCACCCCAUCCCCGUCCCAGCGUGAGGCUCUUACCCCGGGAGCUCCUGGAGCGCCCGGUCCCAGCACUUCCUGCCUCCGGCUGGUCAGCAAAGCGGCGUCUGCGGCAGACCCGCUUGCGCUCCGCAGCCCCAUGUCCGUGCCCCCCGCUUCCUUCCCGGCUCAUUUUGGGGUGGUGUCCCACGCAGGACUGAAUGGCGAGCUGGCCAGCCCAGGAGGCUUCGGCGGGGCUCUGACCCUCUCGCCCCAGAUCAGUGCAGCGGCCAGCGCCUACUCCCGCAGCCCCCUGGUGGCUUAUGACUCUCGGCCUCACCUGAGGGCCUCGGGCCUGUCGUCCUCUCUGCCGGGGUCAUCUGCUGGCAAACCGGCCUACUCCUUCCACGUGAGCGCGGACGGGCAAAUGCAGCCGGUGCCCUUCCCCCCCGACGCCCUGCUGGGCCCGGGCAUCCCUCGCCACGCCCGGCAGAUCCACAGCCUGAGCCACGGCGAGGUGGUGUGCGCCGUCACCAUCAGCGCCUCCACACGCCACGUCUACACGGGAGGCAAAGGCUGCGUCAAGGUGUGGGACAUCAGCCAGCCCGGCACCAAGAGUCCCAUGGCCCAGCUCGACUGUCUGAACAGAGACAACUACAUCCGCUCCUGCAAGAUCCUCCCCGACGGGCGCACCUUGAUCGUGGGCGGCGAGGCCAGCACGCUGUCCAUCUGGGAUCUGGCCACGCCCACCCCUCGCAUCAAGGCGGAGCUGACGUCGUCGGCCCCGGCCUGCUACGCCCUGGCCAUCUCGCCCGACAACAAGGUGUGCUUCUCCUGCUGCAGCGACGGCAACAUCGUGGUCUGGGACCUGCACAACCAGACCUUAGUCAGGCAGUUCCAGGGCCACACGGACGGAGCCAGCUGCAUCGACAUCUCCAACGACGGCACCAAGCUGUGGACGGGAGGACUGGACAACACCGUGCGCUGCUGGGACCUCCGGGAGGGACGCCAGCUGCAGCAGCAUGACUUCACCUCCCAGCAGCAGCAGCUCCAGCACCUGUCCCACCACGCCCCGGGCAUCCCCCUCACGCCGCACCCGUCUGGCUUGUCUCUGGGUGCGGGCGGCUCUGGCCUUCUGGCGCUAACGGGUGCGUUGGGGAUGUCGGCGCACCUGGCCUCCAAAGACGAGCGAAACCACCUGGACCCUGAACAUCUCAGAGAGGGAGCGCCCAGCAGGAGUAAGUCAGUGUCGUCAACAGACAGUCAGCCCCCCGAAGAGCGCCAGGGGCCCUCAGGUGGCUACGCCUCCUCGCAGGGCGGAGCCGAGGCCAAGAGACGACGCUGUGACGACAAAGAGGCCCUCCCACCGCACUCUUACGACAGCGAUGGAGAUAAAAGUGAGGACAAUCUGGUGGUGGAUGUAUCCAAUGAGGAGCCAAACUCUCCGGCAGGAACCCCGCCUCAUGGGAACGGUUUGGACCGCACUCCUGCCUUAAGGAAGGAGGCCCCGGGCUCUUCGGGCCCAGCAGAGGCGCCCUCCACCCCAAACCCCUGUAGCCCCGCCCCAGGGAAGGCCAAAGAUCCCAUACAGAUGGAUAAGUCCCAGUCGCCAUUGUCCAAGUCCAGCACUCCGUCCCCGUCCCAGCGUGAGGCUCUUACCCCGGGAGCUCCUGGAGCGCCCGGUCCCAGCACUUCCUGCCUCCGGCUGGUCAGCAAAGCGGCGUCUGCGGCGGACCCGCUUGCGCUCCGCAGCCCCAUGUCCGUGCCCCCCGCUUCCUUCCCGGCUCAUUUUGGGGUGGUGUCCCACGCAGGACUGAAUGGCGAGCUGGCCAGCCCAGGAGGCUUCGGCGGGGCUCUGACCCUCUCGCCCCAGAUCAGUGCAGCGGCCAGCGCCUACUCCCGCAGCCCCCUGGUGGCUUAUGACUCUCGGCCUCACCUGAGGGCCUCGGGCCUGUCGUCCUCUCUGCCGGGGUCAUCUGCUGGCAAACCGGCCUACUCCUUCCACGUGAGCGCGGACGGGCAAAUGCAGCCGGUGCCCUUCCCCCCCGACGCCCUGCUGGGCCCGGGCAUCCCUCGCCACGCCCGGCAGAUCCACAGCCUGAGCCACGGCGAGGUGGUGUGCGCCGUCACCAUCAGCGCCUCCACACGCCACGUCUACACGGGAGGCAAAGGCUGCGUCAAAGUGUGGGACAUCAGCCAGCCCGGCACCAAGAGUCCCAUGGCCCAGCUCGACUGUCUGAACAGAGACAACUACAUCCGCUCCUGCAAGAUCCUCCCCGACGGGCGCACCUUGAUCGUGGGCGGCGAGGCCAGCACGCUGUCCAUCUGGGAUCUGGCCACGCCCACCCCUCGCAUCAAGGCGGAGCUGACGUCGUCGGCCCCGGCCUGCUACGCCCUGGCCAUCUCGCCCGACAACAAGGUGUGCUUCUCCUGCUGCAGCGACGGCAACAUCGUGGUCUGGGACCUGCACAACCAGACCUUAGUCAGGCAGUUCCAGGGCCACACGGACGGAGCCAGCUGCAUCGACAUCUCCAACGACGGCACCAAGCUGUGGACGGGAGGACUGGACAACACCGUGCGCUGCUGGGACCUCCGGGAGGGACGCCAGCUGCAGCAGCAUGACUUCACCUCCCAGAUCUUCUCUCUGGGUUAUUGUCCCACUGGAGAGUGGCUGGCUGUGGGGAUGGAGAGCAGCAACGUGGAAGUCCUGCACGUGUCCAAGCCUGACAAGUACCAGCUGCACCUUCACGAGAGCUGUGUUCUCUCACUCAAGUUUGCAUACUGCGGCAAGUGGUUCGUGAGCACAGGAAAAGACAACCUGUUGAACGCCUGGAGGACCCCCUACGGAGCCAGUAUUUUUCAGUCCAAGGAGUCGUCGUCGGUGCUGAGCUGCGACGUGUCCCCUGACGACAAGUACAUCGUGACGGGCUCCGGGGACAAGAAGGCCACGGUGUACGAGGUGGUGUACUGAGGGAAGGGAGGAGCCGAGGGCGGAGACUCUGGGAUGCUUUCUUUUGUUUGGUUUCACUUUGGAAGACAGGAGGAGGGGGCAACUGGUCGCCUUGACAACCGCAUCCUCUCGACCCCUGCACACCUUUUUCACUUGUAGUAAAGUGGGGCGUGAAGAUGGCGGAGGAACGUGUGUGUGUGGACACAUUCUAAAGAGGGUGGGGGGUAAUUAGGGCUGUUUCCUGAUUAAGAGCUCAGUGGAAGGACCCCCCCCCCUCUCCCCCCCACCACCACCACACACAUUCACACACACACUCACACAUUCACACAAGAGGUGUCGAGGGAACGCCAGCCAGCAGCGCUGAUAACACACAUCCAUUCAUUAGGCAGACAGAGGAGGCUUUAAUGAGGAUGAUGUCAUCAGCCACAGGGGGCACACACACCAAGGUGCGCACCAUCACACACACACACACACACACACACACACACACACACACACACACACACACACACACACACACACACAUACAUAUACUCCCCCGGAGGUCAUUGAGAGAAAACACACACUAAUUAAAUGGUGAGUACAGCAUCCUUACUUAAUAUCUGUUUUGUUUUUGUGCUGACAAAGGCGACGUCUAAUGAGCUGACAAGCGCACACACACACACACACACACACACAAACACACACACACA